Messenger RNA from Talaromyces atroroseus, 2121 nucleotides. RefSeq lists its product as hypothetical. The record is from RefSeq and is a predicted model, not a curated record. Lineage: Eukaryota; Fungi; Ascomycota; Eurotiomycetes; Eurotiales; Trichocomaceae. Gene Ontology annotation, biological process: long-chain fatty acid metabolic process. The transcript is spliced from 5 exons. The coding region runs from base 1 to 2121 and encodes 706 amino acids. Gene Ontology annotation, cellular component: membrane; endoplasmic reticulum. Gene Ontology annotation, molecular function: long-chain fatty acid-CoA ligase activity.
AUGUUCUUUUCGCAGCCAGUGCACAUGACCAGGGCGGAGGAGCUCCGGAAGCCACCUCCCAAGGGCUCUCCGUACUCUGUCGCUAUCCCCGGAUCAGAGGUGCCAGGUCGGAGUCAGGUCUACCGGCCAUGGAACAUGCAAAAAGAGCUGCUAGUCUCGCUGGACCCGGCAGUCUCCACAGUACACGAUAUGUUCGAGUCGAGCGCCAACCGAAACCCCAAACUUCGCUGUCUCGGCACCCGCCCCUACGACUCCAAGACCAAGUCGUUCGGUCCCUACCAGUGGAUUGACUACCAGACUGUUCAGAAACGACGAGCUAACCUGGGAGUCGGGCUCGUGGAGCUGCACAAGAAGCACGGCCACGAUGGAGAAAAGUACGGCGUCGGACUCUGGUGCCAAAACAGACCGGAAUGGCAGAUCACAGAUCUGGCGUGUGCCUCGCAGUCUUUGUUCUCCGUGUCAAUUUAUGAUGUCCUCGGCCCCGAUACAACGGAAUAUAUUAUCAACCACGCCGAGCUAAAUUGCGUCGUCACGUCUUUGCCGCACAUCCCCGCACUCAUCAAAUUGAAGCCUAAGCUGCCAACACUCAAAUUCAUCGUUUCCUUAGAUCCACUCGACGCUGAUGAGCACCCCGGUUUGUCGAAACGGGCGCUUUUGAAGGACAUGGCCAACGGCCUUGGUCUGUCAAUCUAUGGCAUCGAGGAAGUGGAGGAACUCGGCGCCUCCCUUAAUCGACCCUAUAAUCCACCUUCGGCCGACGACAUUGUGACUAUCAACUACACCUCAGGCACCACAGGACCCCCCAAAGGUGUGGUUUUGACUCAUAAGAAUGCCGUGUCAUCCGUUUCUUCCAGUAUGGUUAUUACUACAAAUAAGCCCGGCGAUAUUAGCAUAUCGUAUCUCCCACUAGCUCAUAUUUACGAGCGUAUGAUCGAACAGGCGUGUCUCUGGACUGGCGGUGGCAUUGGUUACUACCACGGUGAGAUUUUGGAAUUGGUAGAUGAUUUGAAGAUAUUGCGCCCAAAUGCUUUCGUAUCGGUACCUCGGCUUUAUACGCGCUUCGCUGGUGCAGUUCGCAAUGCUACCGUGGAUGCUCCAGGCUUCAAAGGAAAGUUGUCGCGACAUGUCGUGGAUGCCAAGUUGGCAAACCUGGCCAAUCCAGACACGACCAACGCAACAGAAAAGCAUGCUCUGUAUGACCGAAUCUGGACUCGGAAAGUCGCCAGUGCCUUGGGAUUGGACCGUGUCAAGAAUAUGGCAUCUGGUUCAGCGCCGUUAGACCCGACUAUUCACAAUUUUAUGCGCGUUGCAACGGGGUCCAAUUUUGUGCAGGGGUAUGGUCUGACGGAAUCAUACGCCUUGACCCUCGUGCAAAACAUCGAUGACCGCUCUGUAAGUAACUGCGGUGGUCUCAUUGUGGCUGACGAGGCCUGUCUGGCAUCACUUCCAGAUAUGGAGUACUCUGUUGAUGACAAGCCAUUCCCUCGUGGAGAGUUGCUAAUCCGUGGCAACACCAUUUUCCGUGAGUAUUUUAAGAAUCCAGAAGAAACAGCUGCUGCUUUUACCGAAGAUGGCUGGUUCCGCACUGGCGAUGUGUGCACCAUUGAUGAGCUCGGCCGAUUCAGGAUCAUUGACCGACGAAAGAAUGUCCUGAAGUUGGCCCAGGGUGAAUACAUCUCUCCAGAGCGUUUGGAAGGCAUCUUCUUGGCAGAGCACACAUAUUUGGCUCAAGCCUAUGUACACGGAGACAGCAUGCAGACUUCUUUGGUUGGAAUUUUUGGAGUUCAGCCGGACACCUUUGCAGCGUUCGCCAGCAGGGUUUUGCAGCAAGAAAUAAACCCUACGGACUUGAAGCAAAUCGAGUCCGUCCUGCAUGAUGACAGACUCCGUAAGGCAGUGCUGAAAGACUUUGAACGGACUGCAAAGAAGCACAAGUUUGCUGGGUAUGAAAGAGUACGAAACAUUUCUCUGAUGAUGGAGCCGUUUUCCAUUGAUAAUGACCUUUUGACCCCGACAUUAAAAAUGAAGCGUCCUCCGAUUGUGAAGAAAUUCCGCACCUUGCUUGAUAAUCUGUAUGCCCAACUGGCCGAAGAGCAAGCAGCUCCGAAGGCGAAGCUUUAA